AUGGCUCAAAUUCUUUUAAACACAAAAGAAAAUACUCUUACAAAACCGGAUUUGGAGUUGGAAGUACUCAAAUACCUUUUGCUUUACAAAAAUAGUGAGGAAGUACUGAAAAUAGUACGUGAAGCGGAGGAAAAACCGAAGGAGAAAAAGCCACGAAGGCGACCACGUAAACAUCCAAUUGAAGAAUUAGAAGAGGAGACUGAAGAAGAAGAGCCAGAGAGUAGUUCAAGUGAUUUAGAGUUGGAAUUGGAUGAAUGUGUAGCUCGUAGAACAAGAUCACAUAGAGAGAAUUGA
Sclerotinia sclerotiorum 1980 UF-70 is the source of this 294-nucleotide messenger RNA. RefSeq lists its product as hypothetical. NCBI's taxonomy places the organism in Eukaryota, Fungi, Ascomycota, Leotiomycetes, Helotiales, Sclerotiniaceae. The coding region runs from base 1 to 294 and encodes 97 amino acids. The record is from RefSeq and is a predicted model, not a curated record. The transcript has 4 exons.